This is a messenger RNA of Clunio marinus, 285 nucleotides long. Lineage: Eukaryota; Metazoa; Arthropoda; Insecta; Diptera; Chironomidae. The record is from the annotation of a GenBank genome assembly.
ACUUGUAAAAUUGACUUCUCGACAUGACUAAAUUGUCAAAUUUUUUGUGCAUUUUUGUCAUCAUUUAUGUUAUUUUCACAAUAACUGUUGUGAAUGGAGGUAGCGGUGAAACAGUAAGUCCAAACUGUUUCACAGGGCAAAGUGCUCCAUGUGAAACGGUAGAAUGUUCACCUGGUACAACGAAAUUGGUUUUAGGUAUCGGAUGCUGUUGUACUGGUGCUCCUUAAUCUUAAAGCAUGGAUGAUUAUCAGUAUUGAUUUGGCAAAUAAAGUUUGUCAGAAUAUU